Molecule: messenger RNA, 321 nt
Organism: Yarrowia lipolytica CLIB122
Lineage: Eukaryota; Fungi; Ascomycota; Dipodascomycetes; Dipodascales
Biological process (GO): post-chaperonin tubulin folding pathway; tubulin complex assembly
Cellular component (GO): cytosol; microtubule cytoskeleton
Molecular function (GO): beta-tubulin binding
Source: RefSeq, a predicted model, not a curated record
AUGCCUUCCCAGAUUAAGAUCAAGACCUCCGCUCUCGGGCGACUCAUCAAGGAGGAGAAGCUGUACAAGCAGGAGACUGCUGAGCAGGCAGCUCGAGUGGAGAAGAUGAAGGCCAACGGAGAGGACGAGUACGACAUCAAGAAGCAGAUCGAGGUGCUCAAGGACACGGAACAGAUGGUUCCUGUCAUGCGAAAGAAGAUUGACGAGAUGAAGGCGUCUCUUGAGGGAAUUCUUGUGAGUAUGAGACGAAUUUUAGGAGGGAGGUUAGGUGGCAAAGUCACACCACCCUUGGUAUUGGGGAUGAAGCUUAUGAAAAGGUAG